This is a messenger RNA of Arxiozyma heterogenica, 369 nucleotides long. RefSeq names its product Emc6p (gene EMC6). Gene Ontology annotation, cellular component: EMC complex; endoplasmic reticulum; membrane. The coding region runs from base 1 to 369 and encodes 122 amino acids. The record is from RefSeq and is a predicted model, not a curated record. Gene Ontology annotation, biological process: autophagosome assembly; protein folding in endoplasmic reticulum. The transcript has a single exon. NCBI's taxonomy places the organism in Eukaryota, Fungi, Ascomycota, Saccharomycetes, Saccharomycetales, Saccharomycetaceae.
AUGAGUGUGAAUAAUGUAGAUGAUAACGGGAAUCCGGUGGUAGAUUUGAACAGUGCCACUUCUGCUUCGAUAUUACAGAACAUGGAUAAUGUGAAUUAUAAUAAGAAGAUGUAUGUAAAUGUGAUGGAUAAAAUAUCGUUAAUGAGUGGUACAGUGACUGGGAUUUUGCAAUAUGAGUCUCUUACCGGAUUCCGUAAUUUUUUCAUAAUAUAUUUUGGGUGCAUUAUUAUCUAUAUCCUUUUCAUUUGUAAGGGGAAGCCCUCCAGAUUUUAUGCUAAUGUAUUUAAUGAUUUGGUAUUUGAACAUCUUGUCAGAGAACUACUUGGAUUUGUGAUGGCUUGGACUUUUAGUUUUGCAUUGGUUGGUUAG